CGAGGCCCCCGAAGCCACCCCACCAACCCUUGCAGCAGCCGCGCUUCCCUUGUCUGGUUGGUGGUGGUGGUUGGUUACCAUGGUGAAGCUAGCAGCCAAAUGCAUCCUGGCAGGAGACCCGACGGUGGGCAAGACGGCCCUGGCACAGAUCUUCCGCAGUGACGGAGCCCAUUUCCAGAAGAACUACACUCUGACAGCAGGGGUGGAUUUGGUGGUGAAGACAGUGCCAGUUCCUGACACGGGUGACAGCGUGGAACUCUUCAUUUUUGACUCCGCCGGCAAGGAGCUGUUUUCUGAAAUGCUGGAUAAAUUGUGGGAGAGUCCCAAUGUCUUGUGUCUCGUCUAUGACGUGACCAACGAGCAGUCCUUCAACAACUGCAGCAAGUGGCUGGAGAAGGUGCGGUCACAGGCCCCAGGCAGCUCCCUCCCAGGUGUUUUAGUGGGAAAUAAAACCGACCUGGCCAGCAGACGAGCGGUGGAGUCGUCCCAGGCCCAGGCGUGGGCGCUGGGCCAAGGCCUGGAAUGUUUUGAAACAUCCGUGAAGGAGAUGGAAAACUAUGAAGCCCCUUUCCACUGUUUGGCCAAGCAGUUCCUCCACCUGUACCGGGAGAAGGUGGAAGUUUUCCAUGCCUUGGUGUGAAGGUCUGGGCAGCUUGUUCCUUAUGACGGUGCAGCGGGGACUGCUGUGAAGCUGGCAGGGGCUCUGUCUCCUUGAAAGAUGAGAGGAGAUGGAAUUGCCUCUGCACUUCCAAUAUAUAUGACAGCUUUAAAU
This is a messenger RNA of Trichechus manatus latirostris (Florida manatee), 772 nucleotides long. It is a transcript of the gene IFT27, whose product is annotated as intraflagellar transport 27. Gene Ontology annotation, molecular function: GTP binding; GTPase activity. Bases 80 to 640 code for a protein of 186 amino acids. Gene Ontology annotation, biological process: intraciliary transport; vesicle-mediated transport. The record is from RefSeq and is a predicted model, not a curated record. Lineage: Eukaryota; Metazoa; Chordata; Mammalia; Sirenia; Trichechidae. Gene Ontology annotation, cellular component: intraciliary transport particle B; sperm flagellum. The transcript is spliced from 7 exons.